Salmo salar (Atlantic salmon) is the source of this 1560-nucleotide messenger RNA. Lineage: Eukaryota; Metazoa; Chordata; Actinopteri; Salmoniformes; Salmonidae. The record is from RefSeq and is a predicted model, not a curated record.
AGAGGAGAGGAUGUCAAGGCAUGGGGAAAGCAAGAGAGGAGAGGAGAUAUGGAGUGAAAGAAAACAGAGAGAGAGAGGGAGAGCGAGCCAGUAUAAAUAAGAGGUAGAGAGGUAGAUUAACGAAGUGUGUUGUUCAUUUUUACUGUAAAUGAGAACCAUGAUGUGUCGGGUGAGAAUUUUGGUAGUGGAGAGGAACGUCAAAGCUCACCCUUAUCUGAGGGGUGUGUGACAGCGAGUGUAUGAGGCGGUUCUGCAGACAUAGCAAAGAACAUCUGACCACCCCAAACGCAGUCUGACCCUGAACCCCGCCCCCCAACUCCCAUUCCCACUUCCAUCUCUCCCUUUCGCUCACGAUGGCUGAGCCUCCAGAACCAGUGCACUUCCAGGGGGACCAAGCAUCAGCAGAAGCAGCGGCACUCGGCUCUGAGCCGGGUGAGUCCACAGAGGUGGAGUGUCCCAUCUGCUACCACGAGUACAACCAGUGUGGCAAGUGUCCUCGCAUGCUGGAAUGCCUCCACGUCUUCUGCACCGAGUGCCUCCAGAGAAUCCAGCUGUCCCCGUAUCCAGCUGAACCCGCAGACCCCCAGAGCCCUCGCAGCCCUGCCAUUUUCUGCCCCCUCUGCCGCCACCCCACCCUGCUGGAGACUGGCGACCCCCUCACCCUGCCCUGCAACUCCCGCAUCCUGGCUCAACUGCCCCCCAUGGCUUUCUGCACACCCGUGUCGAUGGCUGCCAGCUUGGCCACCGUCACCCAGAGGGUGGUCUUCUCCCUGGAUACCAGCAGGGACGCCCGCUUCAUCAUCCUGCCCACAGUGAGCCUAAGGGUGGAGCAGAUACACCCAAGCGAUAGGCCCCAUGGUGGAGGUGUGGGCCUGGUGGGUGAGGUGGAGGUGCUGCAGCACUACAGGAGGACCCUGGCCGUGGUAUUCUGGGUGUUGUUUGUGAUGACCUGCGUGGUGGGACUGGUGUUUGGGCUCAGGUUUUUCCGCAGCUGAGGGGAGAAGGAACCGAGGGGCCUGUUCCAAUACUUUUACAUGCAGCCUUCCUUCCUUUUGUCUUUCCUUGUUUCCUUCCCCCUUACUCAAGGAAGGAAGGGUGUAUUGUCAAAAUAUUUGAAUAUGGCCUAAGAUCUAGACUGAACUACGGGCCUACAUCAAACGUAGUCUUGAAACGUCCUGUUAACUUCAAUUCAACUGUAGAUGACAUAUCUUUAAAAGAUAUAAAAGGUUGAUGCAUACAGCCUCAUAAUCACAUGUCUAGUUCUGUUAGUUGAGAAAAUUAUUUAUUGACAGUUCUGAGUUUUUCGGCUAUGCACUGAUUUAGAGUUCCCUCUAGUGGUCUAAUCUAGGAGCGCCUAUUACAUUGGGGCGCCAGGUAGCCUCGUGGUUAGAGUGUUGGGCCAGUCAACAGCUUGUUUGUUUCGAAUCCCUGAUCCGAAUUGGAGAAAAAUCUGCCGAUCCGCCCUUGAGCAAGGCACUUAACCCUAAUUGCUCCAGGGUUGCGCAAUAAUGCCUGAUCCCUGGCCUUGACCCCACUCUCUGAGGGUGUCUCAGGGGGAGU